Molecule: messenger RNA, 2956 nt
Organism: Vombatus ursinus (common wombat)
Lineage: Eukaryota; Metazoa; Chordata; Mammalia; Diprotodontia; Vombatidae
Gene: CUNH11orf24
Product: chromosome unknown C11orf24 homolog
Exons: 4
Coding region: 1113-2477 (454 amino acids)
Source: RefSeq, a predicted model, not a curated record
AAGCCAAUCAACCCAGCCCCUCCUUUUACAGAUGGGGAGACUGAGGCCCAGAGACGGGAAUGAUUUACCCAGUUACACCCAGGCGAUAGUUGUCAGACAGGAUUUGAACCCAGAACCUCGUCACUCCUGAUUCGACAUUCUGCCCCCUUGGCUGAACUAGCAGAGCUCUGGGGUGUGUUGCCACGUGGGAGGGGCCCAGCCGAGUGAGGGGCAGCCUUUCCCAAAGAGGAGGGGCAAGGGGAGCUCCCUGUGCCCGGGGUGCCCCCCGCUCAGUGCUGGAGGGAGCUUGGGCAUCGUCUGGGCCAGACCCUUCGCUGGACGAGGCCUCCCUGAGUUUAGGCAAUUGCCGGUGCCCCUCAGGAAGGAAGUAGCAGAAGCAGGAUUGGAACCCAGGCCCUGUGGCUCCCAGACCAGGGCUCCUUUCCCAGCAUCCCUCUGCUUCUUAAGGGAGCGUGCACAGACCGUGGAAAGGGGGGAACCUGAGGGGUCCAGAGUGAGCAGGGCGCCCAGUCUGUCAAAUUAGGAGGAGGCUGGCCAGGGGAUGCCCCAGGAGCCCUCCCAGCAGGGAGCCCCAGCGUCCCAUUUCACCACAGUCCUACUGAAGCCCCUUGUCUGGCUCUCUCCUUUGCUGCCUCCAGGCUCUCAGAGUCUCCAUCUGCCCGAGCCACGUCUUGCUCGGCGCCGUCCCCUCCGAGAUCCGCUGUGCAGUCCUCUGCUUUGGCUGUUCAAGCCCUGCCCGACCGGCCCCCAUCCUUCCCCUUCCAGCUGCCCCCGCCUGGAGCUCCUGCUCAGCACCAGUCUCCCCCUGUGCAGGAGGCCUUUCCCCAUCUCCCCUCCCCAUCUGCCUCCCCUCUGUGCCCUUUCCUCGGGGGUUACCUUGUGCCCGCAGUGAUGGAGGAGGGCCGCAGCCCUUGGCACAGCACCUUCCCCAUUAGAGUGUGAGCUCCUCGAGGGCAGAGGCUGGAAGGCCUCCUCCGUGCUCCAUCCAGUUCUGCUUCAUCUUUAUUGAUUGGGAUGCCUCACGUUUGAGCAGAAGCAAGCGUGUCGGGAGCCAGACCUUCCUCCCAGGGAGCUUGGAGACCAUCACGUCGUGCUUGGAGCUCCCCCUCAAGAUGUGGGCACCCGUCACCUUCCUUUGGCUUUCUUCUUUGUCCUUGUCCUUGUCACAGAAUCGCCUUUCCUCCUUGAAAGAGAGCCAGGCCCAGGUGCUCCAGAUACAGAGAGUCCAGAGCCAAGAGCAAUGUAGCCAAACGUGCAAAGACCCAGGCAUGGCAGGUCACACUUUCUGCAGUUUGUCCACAGAGGAGCCAGGACGUUGUAUUGUCCUAGACUGUCCGCAGAUGACCGCGUGCCAGGAUGCCGGACCUCAGGAUAUUCAAGAACUAGUCGCAGAAUAUGCGUUAGAGAAACAGAACAAUGUCACCACCACGGAACCUUUGCUCACUCGUGCUCACCCGGGGCCUUCUCCAGCUCCUCCCCCUAACACGAUCAUCAGAAAUACCAGAGAGAUAGCCCAGAAGACGCCUCCUGUCUCGGUGAGUGCUGGCAACCACACGGAACUGGGAACCGAGACUCUGAACGGUACCUACGGGAGCAUUUCCGCAACCCCGAACACCUCCUCGUCUUUGGGUCCAGCCACGUCGGCUGCGACAGUCGGGUCUUCGGCACUCACCACGCCCCAGGUACAGAGAACCACCGAAAAGACCUCCGUGGCGACGAGGAUGAUGGCGUCGGCCCCGAGUACGAGAGUGGGCUCUGCUUCCCUGCCGGUGACACGGAAUCAAACAGACGACCACGCCGACUCGCCGAGCACCCCGGCAGGAACCACUGCCACCGGGCCAAAAGCAGGCUCUGCCAGCAGCCCCACCGUCCAGGCUCUGCCCACACAUUCUGGAAUUAGUCCAACAUCCAGCUCACUGGUCCCACCAAAAGGCGGGUCUGCGCGUGGGUCAUUGAGUCCAGAAAUCCCAGUAGCCACCUCAUCCCCAGCUCCCUUCAGCUCCAAAGCCUCGGCGGAAGCCUUCACGAGCACCCCCAGCAUCGCCACCGGCACCAGGGCGGAGUCCCCCACCAAACCAGAACCAGCGCCAUUCACCGCUCGAGCGACAGACCGCAAAGCGACGCCGACCGCCGCGCCAACCACGACUGCCCAGGCCGCAGAGACCUCAGGCACUUCACAGAAUACAGAAAGAGCCGUCCCCCAAACCACCCUGAGCCCAGCUGAGAGCUCACCCACAACGCUCGAAACAUCGGCACGGACGGUCACGGAGAGCCCGUACAUGUGGAUUGCUACCGCGCCCUUCACCCAGUAUUUGGUCAAUAGAAACUUACUCCUGGCCAUGCUCUUGGCCGGCACCGUGUUCUUCAUCGCCGUCUUGGUCUUGUUGACCACGCAGGCGUACGAGAGCUAUAAGAAGAAAGACUACACCCAAGUCGACUACUUAAUCAACGGCAUGUACGCGGACUCAGAAAUGUGAGGGGCGUGGCCGUUCAGAGCUCUGGACCUGCUUCCUCUUUUUCAUUUUGCCUAUAAGACCAAACCAAGUGCUUCCGAAUUAAUUUGGUGCAAUUUAGGAGAAAUGCCAGCCACGUGAAAGGACUUAAUUUGUGUCUAAUUCCAUUAUUACUAAAGAACAGCUGCUUCGUUUAUCAUUAUUUUAAAAUCAUGUCGGCCGAGGGCCGGGCGGGCCGGCAGUCGUCGUCCCAGAUCAGGUGGUGCUUCCAGAACCCUGUGGGCUGCCUCGUCUUGCUCGGUCGUUUUCAUGUCACGGGCAGAAUGCCCGCAGCCAAGGCUGUGGGGUUCCUGAUGGACUUUUUUUCUGAGCUUAAUUCUAUUUAUGUAACGCAGUGUGCUGCCAAGCGUCCUUGGGGUCAGAUCCUUUCGGAGAUGUCUAAUGAGUAAUAUGGUUUAUUUUUGUAAACACUCAUUUAAUAAAACACGAGAUCCUGAAGAGGC